UCGUCAUCAGGAGUCACCAUGCUCAGGAUUAUAAUAGUGUUUCAGUCGAUCUACUGGAUUCAAGGAGUUGCAGGGACGAAUGAUGUUUCUCAGCCCAGCAUAAUCUCAGUUAAAACGGGCCUAUCAGCCACAAUAAACUGCUCACACACCAAGGGUUUCACUUAUUAUCUGAUGUACUGGUUCCGCCAGUAUCAUGGAGAGAGUAUGGAGCUCAUAGUGCUCACUAAUGCCUUUGGCAGCCCAGACUAUGGAAAUUUUAACCAGAGUAAAUUUUCAGCUAAUAAAACAGUUCCUGAGAGAGGAUCUUUCACAGUGAACGAUGUGGAUUAUAAAGACAGCGCUGUGUAUUUCUGUGCCGUGAGAGAACACAGUGUUAUAACCACAGGGCAGAGCUGUUCUGGUAUUUGUUCUGUCACCCAGAAUCCUCCUGAUCUCAUAAAAAAUCAUGAUGGGUUUGCUGAGAUUAAAUGCGCACACACUAAAGAGAGCUAUAAUGGCAUACUGUGGUACAAACACAGCCAGGACUCAGGAUUCACACUCAUGGGAUACCUUAAUGUAUUAUCUAUAAAGCUAGAGGCAGAAUUUGAAACAAAGGUCGUGUUGAGUGGUGAUGGGACAAACAACGGUUCUAUGACCAUAAACAGUCUUUCAGUGAGCGACAGUGCUGUGUAUUACUGUGCAGCUUAUCACACAGUGCUGUAG
Messenger RNA from Hemibagrus wyckioides, 702 nucleotides. RefSeq lists its product as uncharacterized. Gene Ontology annotation, biological process: cell surface receptor signaling pathway. Gene Ontology annotation, cellular component: plasma membrane. Bases 19 to 702 code for a protein of 227 amino acids. The transcript is spliced from 3 exons. The record is from RefSeq and is a predicted model, not a curated record. Lineage: Eukaryota; Metazoa; Chordata; Actinopteri; Siluriformes; Bagridae.